AUGAGCGCCCUGCGUAUCUCCUCCCUGGACGCUGCGCAGGGCUUUGACUUCGAGUCCCGCACCGCCCAGAACCUGGAGGAGGCGUCCACAAUGUUCGUGGGCAUCCUCGGCUUCGGCACCUUUGGCCAGUUCCUGGCCGCCAGGCUGGUCAAGGCGGGGCACCGCGUGAUCGCCACGUCGCGCAGGGACUACACCAGGGAAGCGGCGGCCAUGGGGGUGGAAUUCUUCGCCGACGUGGAUGACUUUUGCGAGGAGCACCCCGAGGUGGUCAUCCUCUCCACCGCCAUCCUGUCCCUGGAGAAGGUGCUGGCCGCGCUCCCCGUCCAGCGCCUCAAGCGCUCCACACUCUUCGUGGACGUGCUGAGCGUCAAGGAGUUCCCCAAGCAGGCCAUGCUGCGCAUGCUGCCCGCCGACGCCGACAUCCUGUGCACGCACCCCAUGUUCGGCCCCGACUCCGGACAGGGCUCCUGGUCGGGCCUCAACUUCAUGUACGAGGUGGCGCGCCUGGUGCCGGGGGACGCCGCCCGCCAGCAGCGCAUGCAGAACUUCAUACGGUUCUUCGCGCGGGAGGGCUGCACGAUGGUGGAGCUGGGUUGCGAGGAGCAUGACAGGCAGGCGGCCUCCACCCAGUUCAUCACCCACACCGUUGGCCGCAUGCUGGGCGAGAUGAAGUUGGAACCGACGCCCAUCGACACCCGGGGGUUUCAGUCGCUCCUCAGCCUGGUGGGCAACACCAACAACGAUUCCUUUGAUCUCUACUACGGCCUUUUCAUGUACAACCCGAAUGCGACGCAAGAGCUGGAGCGCCUGGAGCACGCCUUUGACAGCGUGAAGCGGCAGCUGUUCAGGCGGCUGCACGCCAAGCUGCGGGACCAGCUCUUCCCCUCCCCCUCCGCGCCCCGCCCAGAGGGGACGUUCCUGGAAGCCCCUGCCGCACCGCCUGCGGCCCCGGCCCUGGAGCCGGGAAUUGGAGUGCUGCCGAGAGGCAGCCAGCGAGAGGCUGAGCUCGUCAGCUCUCGGAGCAGGAAACGAGCCAGCCUGGAGAAUGGGUCGUGA
Auxenochlorella protothecoides is the source of this 1056-nucleotide messenger RNA. Its product is annotated as Arogenate dehydrogenase 2, chloroplastic. The transcript is spliced from 6 exons. Gene Ontology annotation, biological process: L-tyrosine biosynthetic process. NCBI's taxonomy places the organism in Eukaryota, Viridiplantae, Chlorophyta, Trebouxiophyceae, Chlorellales, Chlorellaceae. The record is from RefSeq and is a predicted model, not a curated record. Bases 1 to 1056 code for a protein of 351 amino acids. Gene Ontology annotation, molecular function: NAD+ binding; prephenate dehydrogenase (NADP+) activity; prephenate dehydrogenase (NAD+) activity.